This is a messenger RNA of Verruconis gallopava, 2170 nucleotides long. RefSeq lists its product as uncharacterized. The record is from RefSeq and is a predicted model, not a curated record. The coding region runs from base 224 to 1222 and encodes 332 amino acids. The transcript is spliced from 2 exons. Gene Ontology annotation, biological process: transcription by RNA polymerase III. Lineage: Eukaryota; Fungi; Ascomycota; Dothideomycetes; Venturiales; Sympoventuriaceae.
GGUGAGUCUGAUCGACACUACCACCAACACCACGACCAACGCUACCAUCACCACCGCCGCCGCUGUCUCCGCCGCCGCUAUCCAUUCUCGCCAUAGCAUAGUCGCGACCCGGGAAUACCCCCACCCGCCCGCACUCACUGCAUCUUGUUCUAUGCACUCGUUCCCAACACUUCGCUCGCACCCUGCGUCUUGACGCCGUCACCCUUCUCACGCAGCAAGCACCAUGCCCAGCGACGCGAAGUUCGCCUCCCGCGAGGAGAAGCAGCUGCUGCUGGACCAGCGGCGACAGCGGCGACAGCGGCAGCGCAAAGCGUGCGAGCACCCCUCCUCCUCUGCACCGCACUCCCGCACAACCAAGCACAAUGCACAGCCGUCUGCCUCAUCUUCCAAGGCUGCUCCGCAGCGCCAGCACCAGCACCAGCGCCGUCCUCGUGCCCGCCCCGCCACCAACACCAACGACACCAUUUUCAGGCGUAAUCCCUCUGCACCAGCUCCCAAGCCCAAGCCUACCUCUUAUUCACCCCAGCGCGGCUGGCUAACGCCCUGGAAGCCCAUGCACUACCCGGUCACGCCAUUGCCGACCCAGCGUGAGUAUGCCGUGAUCGAGACGUGGAAGGCCGAGCGCAAGCGAGCCAGAGAUGGUCCGCUCUUUGUACGCCGUGUCGUCGACAGCAAUGCGCGCGUCGCAAAGGCGCGCGUCGCCGCUCCCGGGGCAACCGCUGUCGACGCUUUCAACGCGCUGCAGACCUAUAGCACAAAGUACGAGCGCAAGUGGCGGGUCAGGCCCAAGUUCGCGGGCAAGCUCUGGCUGAAAGCAAUUCUCCCCGAAGAACUAUGGGACGUUGUCGACCCUUCCUUGCGCAAGGCGCGCGCCGAGAACGGUGCUCAGGAUGGCAGCGGAAACGGCAGAGGCUCUGCAACAGCGAAACCAACCUUCAACCUCGACGACUUCUCCGACGGAGACGAGGAUGGUGAUGAUGAAAACGCCGACAAAGAAAACGCUGAUGACAGCGACGCAGAAGGCGAGGCAGAACCGGAAGAGGUGGACGAGGAUUGGGAAGACGACGAGGACGAGGCGGACGACUACAACGGCGAGAAGUACUUUGACGACGGAGAGGCUGACGACGUGGUUGGUGAUGAUUACGAAGCAGGCGACGAUCUGGGAGGAGGAGAGGUUGAACACGAGAGAGAAUUUGCGAUCGGAGAGGAGUUUGACGUAUGAGAACAAUGAGCAUAAGCGCAUGUUUUAACAGGGGCCUCACGUUCGACCUACACAACGGAAGCGGGCCGUUUGCAUCGUAUUUUGUCUGAAUACUUCGCCGUCAGGACGGUAAGCUCAAGCAGGCACAUAUUCAGCGUUGCCGAUGCGGUUGCAUUCGAUUGCCUAUCUGAGAUGCCAUCUGCGGUCCUCAGCUUCGACCAGGCGCGAUAUGCGCUGUAUUUCUCGAGCGGGGGGAGUAUCAGCACCUUUCACAUCUGUGAUGGAGUGUGAUGACUGUGUGGAGUAUCCAUCGGUUAUCUGUCCAUCGAAUGGAAAAAACUUGCAUUCCUUUCUCUCCUUCUUUCUAUGCUCAUUUUUUGCACGUCAGGCUAACGGGUACCUAUCAUCAUUUUUCUCUUAUGGCUAGGUAUUCAGGAUCCGGCUGGUGUGCGAAGAAGAGCGUGGGUGGGAAUGAAACCAGGCAAAGGCGCAGCGGCGUGGCUUCACGCACAUAUGGGAGAUUAGACCUGACGCACAGAAGACGGCGAAGUGACGGGUGAAAUCUUGUGUCUAGACGCAAAAGAGUCCGCUCUGCCUUCUCUGUGCUCCUUCAACGACAAUGCGAGAUCCAAUGAGGCUGUCUUUGAGGCUGAACAAAACCCUGACGGGCCAUGUCGUCGCGAGAUGGCUUGGAAGUCUAUAUGUCGGGUUGAGUGGCUAGUAUGGUGACGAUGUCUUGCACCGAUGCAGAUCAACACUUGAAAUCUGUGCGUAUGGGAACAAGUCGUGUUUCAGAAGCGAACGGGCUGCCGGAGAGAGGCAUUGCAAGGGUAUGGUUGUAAGUCAAAGAUGCGGGACAGAUCCUGCAGAUAAUCAGAUAAUUGCUCGCCCUUGAACCCGAGCUGCAAAUUUGAAAUUCAGCUAGCGACAUGCUUGUAUACCUUAUGCCGAGUUUCCAGAGCGCGGUAC